This is a messenger RNA of Enhydra lutris kenyoni (northern sea otter), 4313 nucleotides long. RefSeq names its product zinc finger protein 436. Gene Ontology annotation, molecular function: RNA polymerase II cis-regulatory region sequence-specific DNA binding; DNA-binding transcription repressor activity, RNA polymerase II-specific. The transcript is spliced from 3 exons. The record is from RefSeq and is a predicted model, not a curated record. Gene Ontology annotation, biological process: negative regulation of transcription by RNA polymerase II; central nervous system development. The coding region runs from base 448 to 1806 and encodes 452 amino acids. Lineage: Eukaryota; Metazoa; Chordata; Mammalia; Carnivora; Mustelidae. Gene Ontology annotation, cellular component: nucleus.
CGCAGAAUGCCUGCUUUCCCUAGUGCUCGGCUGCCAUUGUCUAAUUUUCUCAUCCUGGCUGGGGAAAGGGAAGGCUGCAAGCCCUUCCGUUCGGAAGAACUCCAGUUGAAUGCAGCUUAGCUGCUGCUGGUGUUUCUUGGCUAGCUGCUGUGGUCUCAGGGAUCUGCCUAUGAGUCCGUGGUUUCUCUGAGCUGCCUGAGAGUCUGUGAGUCUUUGGGAUCCGCCUACGGAUCUCGGGGCUCUGCAGCCAAGUCUACGGAUUUGAAAUCUACCUGCGGGGCUGAGAUAUCCGGGAUCUGCCAGUGAUCUCCAGAAUCCUUCCAAACACCCGAAGUCUCAGAGAACUCUGCCUGCGGAUUUGGAAUCUGUUUGAGGCCUCUCAGAUCUUGGAGCCGACGAUCUAGUGGAUCUUUUGCGGGUCAGGAGGCACCUGUGACAUUUGAAGAUAUGGCCAUGUACCUCACUCGGGAAGAAUGGAGACCUCUGGACCCUACACAACGAGACCUUUACAGGGAUGUUAUGCAGGAGAAUUAUGGAAACGUCGUCUCAUUAGAUUUUGAGAUCAGGAGUGAGAACGAGGUGAAUCCAAAGCAAGAGAUUAGUGAAGAUGUAGAAUUUGGGACUGCCUCUGAAAGACCUGUCGGGAAUACUGAGGAAAAUCCUGAAAAUGAAGAGGCCUUUGAAAGCGGGGAUAGACCAGAAAGACAGUGGGGAGAUUUAACAGCAGAAGAAUGGGUAAGCUAUCCUCUUCAACAAGUCACUGAUCUGCUUGUUCACAAGGAAGUCCACACAGGCAUCCGAUAUCAUAUAUGCUCUCAUUGUGGAAAGGCCUUCAGUCAGAUCUCAGACCUUAAUCGACAUCAGAAAACCCACACUGGAGACAGACCCUAUAAGUGUUAUGAAUGUGGAAAGGGCUUCAGUCGAAGCUCACAUCUUAUUCAGCAUCAAAGAACACACACUGGGGAAAGGCCCUAUGACUGUAAUGAGUGUGGGAAAAGUUUUGGAAGAAGCUCUCACCUCAUUCAGCACCAGACAAUCCACACUGGAGAAAAGCCCCACAAAUGUAACGAGUGUGGGAAAAGUUUCUGCCGGCUGUCUCACCUAAUCCAGCACCAAAGGACACACAGUGGGGAAAAGCCCUAUGAGUGUGAGGAGUGUGGGAAAAGCUUCAGCCGGAGCUCUCACCUAGCUCAGCACCAGAGGACCCAUACAGGUGAGAAGCCUUACGAGUGUAAUGAAUGUGGACGAGGCUUCAGUGAGAGAUCUGAUCUCAUCAAACACUAUCGAGUCCAUACGGGGGAGAGGCCCUACAAGUGUGAUGAGUGUGGGAAGAAUUUCAGUCAGAACUCUGACCUAGUGCGCCAUCGCAGAGCCCACACAGGAGAAAAGCCGUACCACUGUAAUGAAUGUGGGGAGAAUUUCAGCCGUAUCUCGCACUUGGUUCAACACCAGAGAACCCACACUGGGGAAAAGCCAUACGAAUGUAAUGCUUGUGGGAAAAGCUUCAGCCGGAGCUCUCAUCUCAUCACACACCAGAAAAUUCACACUGGAGAGAAGCCCUAUGAGUGCAACGAGUGUUGGCGAAGCUUUGGUGAAAGGUCAGAUCUAAUUAAACACCAGAGAACCCACACUGGAGAGAAGCCCUAUGAGUGUGUACAGUGUGGAAAAGGUUUUACUCAGAGCUCCAACCUCAUCACACAUCAAAGAGUUCAUACGGGAGAGAAGCCGUAUGAAUGUACCGAAUGUGAGAAGAGUUUCAGCCGGAGCUCAGCUCUAAUUAAACAUAAGAGAGUUCAUACUGACUAAGUCCUAUAAUUAACAAGAAAUGAUUCAUUUGAAAGUACAGUUUUAUUUGAUAUCCAAGAGCUCUCUCAAGACUGAGCUUCUUUUACCAUACUGAAUUUCCAUGUGGGCCACAGGUUAAAACAUCAAAGAAGAUAAGCCAUUUGCAAUUCUGACCCACAACUCUGGGAAAUGUUAUCUCUUCCUCCAAAGUAAUGAUUUUUAUUCAUUCGAUAUUAAUGAAGUACUUCAUCAAAAUCAACCCCACAAAUAACUGGGAAUCAGAAGACCAGGGGAUAAAUGCUGGUAAAUACUCGGGCCUGGAAAUGGAGUAAAACUUUCAAAGUUAUUUCUCUCAUCCUUGGCCCAAAGAACUAUGCUAGGGGAAAUGUUGGACUGUAAUAGGGUGGUCACAGCUGCUUUAGAAAAAGACAACCAGAGACUGCCCAAAUUGCCACACCUAUUCACUCUCUGUAGUAGUUGGGCACACACAUCUUCCCCUUCAAAAGGCUUUUUCCUUGAGUUGCUCAUGCAUUUGUCUCUUUCCAUCUUCCUGAGAGCAGGAUUCUGCACGAUGAAGGCAAUGAUCAAAACUUUUCUCACUGUUUCUAAUUUAACUUUAUUAAAGCUUGCAUCUUUGGAGAAGCUAACUGAAGAUACAGAUUGAAAGGAAAAAUGAGACACAGGUUUGGGGACCAAGGAACUCAUCAGUGGUGGUGACUUUAGCAAAAGAGAUGCCCACUGUUGUUCUCGCCAUUAAUCAGAAUGUAUUCAUUUUCUUUGGGAAUCACCGUAGGGAACAUUGUAGGGAAAAUAUCUUCAAGGAAAGCUAGGACCAUGCUGAUGGUGGAGUGUAAGGAGCAAGUGGAAUUGACCACUUCAGGGAAGGAAACACAGAAUUCCUCCCCAAGGAAUACCACCAGUCCUUUCUGUGUUCUUCCCCCUCUGCCCUUUAGAUCAAUUCUCCUUAUACUGCUAACUCUAGAAUUUGAUAAGGGCCACAUCCCAGUGUUCAUCUUGGCUUGCAUAAGGGCAUGUGUAAUGUACAGUAAAACAUGUAUUCUUGUAAUUUUUCCAGUAGCGGAAACUGUAUUCACACAGAAUUAGCAUGUUCUUGGGUGAUGUUGAUCAUGACAGAGCUACAGACAACUUCAGUGUGAGAAAUGUCCUUUUGUUUUCAUUUUUUCUAAGGAAAAAACUUAAACACUAGUGCUCUAGUGUGCACUCUCCUGUAAGAUCUGUCUUUGUACAGAACUAAGCACUUGUUUCUGUGUAUCAGCCAAUUGGGGGAGACAAUGACCGGAUAGAGAGAUUGAUUGUCCUGUUCUCAGACUGAAUUAUCUUCUCUUUGGCCUACUCAAAAGGAAUUAAUAAACCUAGAUAGGAAUGUAUCUCCAUCCUCUCAGUCUACAGAAACAUGUAGUUAAAAUGAGAGUUGACCCAAUUUAAACCUGUUAGUGUCAGAUCCUCUCAUCCCAGCCCACCAUAGGAAUUAAGAAAUACCCCAGAUGUUGAUGCUUACCCAGGCUUUUGGGGGUGGCAGUGUGAGGGGACUAGAGUAAGGAAUAUAUAUUUUUGAGAGUGCCCCCAAGUUCUUCCUACUGUGCUUUAUCGUGAGUGUUGUAACAUUUGAAAAAUACUUCUGCCGUAGCUCUUUGGGACUUGGUGUGUUAAGGGAGCCAGUGGUCUCUCGGGGAGUCUACUAAAAUGAGUCAUUAGGACCCACAGCUGUGUGGGCCUGCUUCCUUUGCAGUGAGUGACACAGCCUUGAAAGUAACAACACCACUCCCUGAAGGAGGUUUCUUUAUUAUGUUGCCUCUCCUAUUGAAAUACAAACUGGGGCAGGGAGCAUGUUUUGUGUUCUAUACAAAAAUCUAGCCGAUGGUGGGUAUUCAUAUUUUAAUUGUUGAAUGACUUACAUGUUCUAGAUGACUCAACUCGAGUGUGUCUUUUCCCGUGUCAGUGUUGCUAAUGGUUUUAAUGACUAGCAAAGUUCUCCUGUUGUUUCUGUGAGCCACAGUGGGCGUCAGCUUUGGAGUGGCCCCAGAAGACAGCAUUCUCAUGACCCAAGUAUAUAUCACUCCCGUUUUCUUCCCCACUCUUCUGCCUCGCCCCAAGCUGUUCCUGCUGCUGUUUUUGGCUUCUUAGAGGUGAGUGGCUCACGAAGAGGCUUCUAAGUGCCCCAGCCUUCUCUCCAUAUGCCUACACUCCAGCUGGGAAGUUAAAAGGGCAAGGGCCAGACCUCCUGUUUCCUCUCUUUUUUCCCAACUGCUGCCCAUUUGCCGUGUUGAACUUUGUGUAGAACUUAUGCAUCAGACUCUCCUUGCUAAUGCUUUUUGCAUGUCUUCUGCUCCCCAGUCUCUGGCUGCUUCUGCACAUACCCUGAACACUUUGUGCCUGUUUUCUAUGGUUGUGGAGAGUGAGUGAAUAAGUAAGUGUGUAGAGCAGUUUUUCGUAGGGUAUUGGUCGCAGUUAUGCUAGUGUCUACAUCUGUAUUCUAACAAUAUUCUAUAAUUAAAAGUAUAAUUUUU